GAUAGGAUACAGCAUAUGAUGGGGAACACAUGUUUAAUAUUUUCUAUUUAUUUACAUAUCUUUACAGUAGUGUUCAGUCAGACGAAACUUAUUGAUCCUCACAAAUGUAAAGAGGAUGCUUGUUGUGCUGGUUACUUUAUGAGAGGCAAUAUUUGCACAGUAUGCCAAAAUGGAACACAUGGUCUAAAUUGCAGUGAAGUUUGCCUAGAUGGUUAUUUUGGAAGACGGUGUCAAUCGAAAUGUGCCCCAUCUUGUGAACUUCCCUGUAAUAAAAGCACAGGGGUGUGUAGCGAAGAAUCUUCAUUAUCAAACAAGCUGAAACACUUCCUGCAGGAGAAUGCCCUGUUUAUCGCCAGUGUUUCGUCGGUGAUCGGUUUCCUUUUAUUGGGUUGCGCUGGGAUUAUGUUUUUUCGCUCUGUGUGCAGGAAAAGUGAACCUGUACAACCAAAAGGAGAAACAACAAGUAGGGGCGCAGUUUCGGGUUCUGCCAGACAAGGCACAUCCAUUCAUCACGGUUCAUAUGAAAACAGUACAGACGGUGAGAGGUCAAACGCGUCCAAACAUGUCAGCGUGAGAACGAACAAAAAUGUUAAACGUUCAGAAGAACCUGACUCAAAGACAAGCGCGUACUUACAAAACAAUGAUCAUGAUGUAGCACUCGAGUCGGCAUCCGGUCAGGGAGGGUCAGUUUCCCACACAGAGAAUCCCAGGCCUAGGUGUCGUUACAGUUUAGCCAAGACAUUCGUAAUGUCCGAAGAGUUUGAUUUUUGUCAAGAAUUUUCAGAUGACAACGACGUCUUUGAUACUGACGUCAAAGUCUAUGAAAAUAGCAUCAAUGUAGAAAAUAGGUUUGACACUGAAAAGCAGAACGAUAACUAUUACCUGUUAAAGUCUGUAUAGAUCUAUCAAUGAUGUGUUAUUUUAAAAGAAAUAUGUAUGUUUAUAAGUUGUUAUAAGAAAUGCUUUCUGACUACUUUCAGUGACACUGUAACAGUUCUAGUUCUUAAAAAGUGUAAAACAAAAAUCGAAAUAAAGACUUGAACAGGUGUUGACGAUAACAAUCCGGUGCGUGGAAAAGGCUUACAACUGACUGGUAACUAUGGCAAGGAAUUACCGCCAUAAUUUUAUACACCCCUCUUCUAUUCUUAAUUCUAACUUAUUGAGCUUAUUAUAUUACAUUUUAAAUCCCAUUGUUACCUUAUUACAUUUCAAUUUUCAUUCCCAAUUGCAAAUUUUAUUUUGCUGCAUAACAUCCUUAAUUCCUUGUCACAUUUAGUUAGACCUUUCGUGGCACACUGAUUCCGUUUACCUGCUCAAGAUAUAGGGCUCACGGCGGGUGUGACCGGUCGACAGGGGAUGCUUACUCCUCCUAGGCACCCGAUCCCACCUCCGGUAUGUCCAGGGGUCCGUGUUUGCCCGACUCUCUAAUUUGUAUUGCUUAUAGAGUUAUGAGAUCGAUCACUAUAUUUCACCUUUCAUAUCGAGCAUUUAGGGGAACCCGUGCCCUAAUGUAGAUAUAGGGGUAUUUAGAGGAACCCGUGCCCUAAUGUAGAUAUAGGGUAAUUAGGGGAACCCGUGCCCUAAUGUAGAUAUAGGGUAUUUAGAGGAACCCGUGCCCUAAUGUAGAUAUAGGGUAUUUAGAGGAACCCGUGCCCUAAUGUAGAUAUAGGGUUGAAAAUCGGAUUUAAGUUGCGUUACACUGAAAGGCUGAGGAUUAAUCUAGACUAUACAUUUUAAAAGUAGCUAAAAUCUACGCCUGCUUAUGGGUAGGCGUAAGUUCUAAGUAUUUUUUUUUCACAUUUGAUUUGCACCUAUUUCUAACACGAACUGCGAGGUGGGAAACGAGUAAGAGUAAGCGGGGACAUCACUGUGUUCCGUCGUAUGUUAAUAUAAGACUAGUUUUAUCUCUAUAGUUGUAACCAAGCUAAAUAUGUCAACUUGUCUAGUAAAACACGCUUCGAAUUCCGUACCCCCAAAAGGUCACUAUUCCACACCCCCAAAUGUGGGGUUGUACACGGUGAUAUUGUUGGUUGAAAAUUGUAAUUCAGUAACCAAAUUCAACAACACUGUCAACAGAUUCAGAUAUGUCUUAAAACAAUGCUAGGCCUCCGUGGCCGAGUGGUUAGAGCAUCGAGCUCAAAAUAACAUGGCCUCUCACCUAUGGUUGACGCGGGUUCGAAUUCCGCUCGCGUCGGUAAGUGAGAAAGUUUCCCAGUUUACUUUCGGAAGGUUGGUGGUCUCUUCCCAGUCACAUUGUAUCUGGGUUCUCUAUUCCAUCAAUAAAAUCUGGGCGCCACUGUAUAACUGAAAAAUAAUUGAGUGCGGCGGAAAACAGCAAAAUCAAUCAAUCAAUCAAUCAAAUCCAACCAAUGUUUACUCUUGUAUUGUGCUGCACAGCCAUCGCAGUAUGGACUUAAGUUACUGCAUUUGUCAUUUGGCGCGCACAUUGUGGGAGGGGAACUUGUAAAGAAAUCCUUUUAGGUAACCAAAAAGCUCAGCUGGUUUAGUAACCUUUUACCAUCAUUAGUUUUUCUUUCAUCCCCCUUCUUUUAGAAUUUACAGUGAUAUACUCAAAACAAUCCCAUGUCACAUCUGGAGAGAGAUCUUCCGACUCCUGUUCCUCGGAGUACAAGUAUAACGUGAGGACACAGCAAUGUUGACAAGCGUGAUCCAGGCAAACUUUUAUUUUUUGUGGUGGUCAUCAUUUGUGAGGCAAAGUGUUCCGGAUACCAUUUCAUACAUAUUUUCUUAACGUUUAGGAUUGGAAGCAUUUCUUUUCCUGCAAGUCACACAGGCUUUGAAAAGGUAUUUCAUCUCCAAUUAAUAACAGGAAGUUACUCUGCCUUCUGCUUCGGCGGAGCGGACACAGUAUGGCUUACCAAUCGGAACUCCUCGAAUGUCUCGCGCACUCGACAUAGAUCUCGGAUGUAAUACGAUGGAUACGAAUUUGAUGCAUUACUAUGACGUCACAAUUGACAAUGCAUCAAAUUCGCUCAUGGAUGCCAUCGUAUUACAUCCGAGAUCUAUGUCGAGUGUGCGAGACAUUCGAGGAGUUCCGAUUGAUGGCUUACUGCCUCAAACAGCCUCUGAUCUACUUUGAUCUGAGGAUAUUCUAGUUUCAAUUGAGUUUUUUUUUCUUCUUCUCUAAAACCUGAACUACAGAUGAAGAAUACUGUUUUGGGCUGAUUCUAACGCACUUUACAUCAUCUUUAUUUUCGGUGGGAUGAGAAUUUUCAGGUGCACACUUAAAGUCACACACGUUUCCUAUUUUCACCAGAGAGCGUCGGAUCUUGCUUUUCUCUUUGUACGGAAUCCGAGUUAAAAAAAUUGAAAUUUGCAAAAGCUUGUCCUUUUGAUAUUCCCCGGACUCUUCAGCAAAAAAUGAUAUCGAUUAUGACUCCUUUACGGAAUUUCCAGAAAUGGAAGCUGUAAGGAAAUCCAUCGGUGUCCGCGCUUUGUCGCAUCUCUACAUUUUAAGAUUUAACGGAUUUUUUAAUGUCACUUAGGACAAAUGACUGAAUUUGGAAAUUUCUUCUGAAGAGGGAACAAAUCAUUGAUAUUGUAUUAUGUACAGUUAUUUUCAUACCACAAUAACUUAUCGAAAUACUGAUUCAAAAUUUGAUUAAAUAGAUCUAAUUCAGAAUUCUCUCAAAUAUCCAAAUACCUGUCGUGGACUAUUUCGCUCAUUUCAUCCCCAUUUUUUUUGUAUUUUGAGCCAGCGUCGACAGCGUAUAGAUAGGGUCACGUUAAAAGUUUAAUGACGUAUAUUAUUUACAUCAUAAUUAUACCCCCCCCCCCCCCUCCCCCGAACGAAGUUCAGGGAGGGGGGGGGGGUAUAUAGGAAUAAUUCUGUCCGUCCGUCUGUCCGUGCAGAUUCGUGUCCGGGCCAUAACUUCUUUGUUCUUUGACUUAGGCAUACCAUAUUUGACACACAGGUGGAUCGCCAUGAGAUGUGUCGAGUACCUUCAUGACCUCUAUAUGACCUUGACAUCAAGGUCAAAAUUAAAGGUUUUUUUUUUUUUUUUUUUUACAAUGCAUUCGUGUCCGGGCCAUAACUUCUUUGUUUUUUGACAUAGGCAUACCAUAUUUGACAUAUACGUGUAUCACCAUGAGACGAUGUGUCGGGUAUCUUCAUGACCUCUAUAUGACCUUGAACUUUUACCUCAAAGUCAAAAUUGAUUACAGGGUUUUCACAGUCAUACCAUAAGACAUGGGUGUAUCACCAUGACACUAUGUGUCAUGUACAUUCAUGACCUCUUUAUGACCUUAGAUCUCAAGGUCAAAAUCAUAGGUUUAUGCCAUGGAUUUGUGUUCAGACUAUAUCUUCCAUUUUCUUCUACAAAGGCAUACCAUAUUUUUACACUGAGGAAAGAGAUAAUUUAUACCAAUUAACAACACCCUUUGGGAGAUUGGGGUAAGGGGGGGGGGGGUAUUCUUAGUGAGCAGUGAUCACAGUACCUCUUGUUUGAAUUUUUCCACAAAAUGUUGUGUUUGUAUUGCUACUUUUAAGUUAUUAACAUUUUCGGUGAGGCGUGUUUGGUAUGAUACGUUAACCCGCCACAUAGCUUCCCUCUCUAAUCUACCUAACCCGCCACAUAGCUUCCCUCUCUAAUAUACCAAGUUUGACAAUCCUAAUCUUACUAUUGUUUUGGCCUACUACACCGUAGUGCCACACAUUAACAAAAGCAAUACGUCACAGUAUAACACCGCCCAUCUACUACACCGUAGUGCCACACAUCAACAGAGGCAAUACGUCACAGUAUAACACCGCCCAUCUACUACACUGUAGUGCCACACAUCAACAGAGGCAAUAUGUCACAGCUUAACACCGCCCAUCUACUACACCGUAGUGCCACACAUUAACAGAGGCAAUACGUCACAGCAUAACACCGCCCCUCUACUACACCGUAGUGCCACACAUCAACAGAGGCAAUACGUCACAGCAUAACACCGCCCAUCUACUACACCGUAGGUGCCACACAUUAACAGAGGCAAUAUGCCACAGCAUAACACCGCCCCUCUGUGACCUUUACUCUUUUCUGUCUAAUGUUAGCAAAUAUUAUUUCCAAAGUCUGUAUUGCACCUUCCCAUCCGAUGAUAACUGCAUUUUCAUGGCUAUUUGUAAGAAGAAACGAAGCAUAGAUUGAUAACAGAUGAAUGGAAGUGGAGAACAUCAGAUUUAGAACUACAUCAUGUUCCAUGGCACACAUCCACGUGUAAACAUACUCCGUUUUCCACAUAGCACAGUGUUCCAGAGCACAACGUGUUCCACCGACAACGUGUUCCACAGAGCACAAAAUGUUAUACAGACGUGUUCCACGGUACACACUUAUUUAUUGGCUAUGAGGACAAUAGCAAGUUUAUUGUCCCCCAAAACAGCAACUAUUUCCCGAGGUGCAGCUGUACAUGUAGUUGCUGUCGAGGGGGACAAUAAACUUGCUAUUGUCCGAAUAGUCAGUAAAUAGGUGUUUUAUUAUACCAAAGUAGACUUUACUUGUGUCAGACAUGCUAAAGUGAAGUAAACUAACAUUCGGCAUUAGAUGGAAUCGACCGAGGUGAUCCGAAUGGUAAACUAAUUUAGAGUUAUCAGACUUUGACGUCACAGAAAAGAAAACGUGGGAAAAUAAUGCAUCUGGUAAAUAGUUUCGAGACUAUUUCCAUAGGGCAGAUAAUUCAGAAACUACUUCAUGGCUAGUGUUUUCCAGAAGACAUAACAAAUUUAUUCACCUAACAUUUACAUAGCAAAAAUAUUCUGAGGUAUAAUAACACAAACUGUUCCACAGAGCACAAAAUGUUCCACAGCAUAAAGUGUUCCACAGAGCACAAAAUGUUCCACAGCAUAAAGUGUUCCACAGACAACAAAGUGUUCCAAGUGUUCUAUUGACAACAAGAUGUUUCACAGAGCACAAAAUGUAACACAGAAUACAAGGAGUUCCACAGCAGUGUUCCACAGAGCACAAUAAUGUUCCAUAGCCCAAAGUGUAACACAGAAUACAAAGUGCUGCACAAAGCACGGUGUUCUAUAGAGCAUAUUAUUAUGCCUCAUAUAAAGAAUCACUAGUAAAACAGAAUCUGAUUGGCCGAGGUCACGUGACCGUCGUGUUUGCCCUGCAACGAAACAUAUUCCACCCCUUCUAAUAUCUUGUUUCACUUUCGUUUCAGUUACAUGAACAAACCCGAAUGCUCCGAAUAACACAGACGUCAACAAACAUGAGCAGCCUCGUGUAUUUUCCAAAAAUUUAAUGUCAAGGUGAUGUCACAAUAAGUCUGAGUCAUUGUACUGUCAUAGUUCGUAAGACACAAAAUAUGCGGGUCUCCGAUACACGAUACACAGUUAAAUUGCUUUAUGUCAGAAAGUUUUCAUGUAAAUGUCAACUUCUUUGGCCCAAUGGUUCUUUUAAAGCUUUUUUCUAUAUUUGUAUGUAAAACUUUGAACCCCCCCCCCCCCCCCCCCCCCACUUGUGGCCCCAUCCUACCUCCCCGGGGACCAUGAUUUGAACAAACUUGAAUCUGCACUAUGUCAGAAAGUUUUCUUGUAAAUAUCAGCUUUUCUGACUCAGUGGUUAUUGAGAAAAAGAUUUUAACUAUAUAUUUGUAUGUAAAACUUUGAUCCCCCUUGUGGCCCCAUCCUACCCCCGGAGCCCAUGAUUUGAAGAAACUUGAAUCUGCACUAUGUCAGAAAGUUUUCAUGUAAAAAUCAGCUUUUCUGGCUUAGUGGUUCUUGAGAAGAUUUUUCCUAUAUAUUUGUAUGUAAAACUUUGAUCCCCUAUUGUGGCCCCAUCCAACCCCAGGGGCCCAUGAUUUGAACAAACUUGAAUCUGCAUUAUGUCAGGAAGCUUUCAUGUAAAUCUCAGCUUUUUUGGCUUAGUGGUUCUUGAGAAGAAGAUUUUUAAAGAUUUUUCCUAUAUAUUUGUAUGUAAAACUUUGAUCCCCUAUUGUGGCCCCAUCCAACCCCAGGGGCCCAUGAUUUGAACAAACUUGAAUCUGCAUUAUGUCAGGAAGCUUUCAUGUAAAUCUCAGCUUUUCUGGCUUAGUGGUUCUUGAGAAGAUUUUUAAAGAUUUUCCCUAUAUAUUUGUAUGUAAAACUUUGAUCCCCCCCUUGUGGCCCCAUCUUAUCCCCGGGGGCCAUGAUUUGAACAAAUUUGAAUCUGCACUAUGUCAGAAAGUUUUCAUGUAAAUCUAAGCUUUUCUGGCUUAGUGGUUCUUGAGAAGAAGAUUUUUAAACUUUUUUCCUAUAUAUUUGUGUGUAAAACUUUGAUCCCCCCCUUGGGGCCCCAUCCUAUCCCCGGGGGCCAUGAUUUGAACAAACUUGAAUCUGCACUAUGUCAGGAAGUUUUCAUGUAAAAAUCAGCUUUUCUGACUCAGUGGUUCUUGAGAAGAAGAUUUUUAAAGAUUUUUCCUAUAUAUUUGUAUGUAAAACUUUGAUCCCUUAUUAUGGCCCCAUCCAACCCCCGGGGCCCAUGAUUUGAACAAACUUGAAUCUGCAUUAUGUCAGGAAGCUUUCAUGUAAAUCUCAGCUUUUCUGGCUUAGUGGUUCUUGAGAAGAAGAUUUUUAAAGUUUUUCCCUAUAUAUUUGUGUGUAAAACUUUGAUCCCCCCUUGGGGCCCCAUCUUAUCCCCGGGGGCCAUGAUUUGAACAAACUUGAAUCUGCAUUAUGUCAGGAAGCUUUCAUGUAAAUCUCAGCUUUUCUGGCUUAGUGGUUCUUGAGAAGAUUUUUAAAGAUUUUCCCUAUAUAUUUGUAUGUAAAACUUUGAUCCCCCCCUUGUGGCCCCAUCUUAUCCCCGGGGGCCAUGAUUUGAACAAAUUUGAAUCUGCACUAUGUCAGAAAGUUUUCAUGUAAAUCUAAGCUUUUCUGGCUUAGUGGUUCUUGAGAAGAAGAUUUUUAAACUUUUUUCCUAUAUAUUUGUGUGUAAAACUUUGAUCCCCCCCCUUGGGGCCCCAUCCUAUCCCCGGGGGCCAUGAUUUGAACAAACUUGAAUCUGCACUAUGUCAGGAAGUUUUCAUGUAAAAAUCAGCUUUUCUGACUCAGUGGUUCUUGAGAAGAAGAUUUUUAAAGAUUUUUCCUAUAUAUUUGUAUGUAAAACUUUGAUCCCCUAUUGUGGCCCCAUCCAACCCCAGGGGCCCAUGAUUUGAACAAACUUGAAUCUGCAUUAUGUCAGGAAGCUUCCAUGUAAAUCUCAGCUUUUCUGGCUUAGUGGUUCUUGAGAAGAAAAUUUUUAAAGUUUUUCCCUAUAUAUUUGUGUGUAAAACUUUGAUCCCCCCCUUGGGGCCCCAUCUUAUCCCCGGGGGCCAUGAUUUGAACAAACUUGAAUCUGCACUAUGUCAGAAAGUUUUCAUGUAAAAAUCAGCUUUUCUGGCUUAGUGGUUCUUGAGAAGAAGAUUUUUAAAGAUUUUUCCUAUAUAUUUGUAUGUAAAACUUUGAUCCCCUAUUGUGGCCCCAUCCAACCCCAGGGGCCCAUGAUUUGAACAAACUUGAAUCUGCAUUAUGUCAGGAAGCUUCCAUGUAAAUCUCAGCUUUUCUGGCUUAGUGGUUCUUGAGAAGAAAAUUUUUAAAGUUUUUCCCUAUAUAUUUGUAUGUAAAACUUUGAUCCCCCCUUGUGGCCCCAUCCUACCACCGGGGGCCAUGAUUUGAACAAACUUGAAUCUGCAAUAUGUCAGGAAGAUUUCAGGUAAAUUUCAGCUCUUCUGGCCCAGUGGUUCUUGAGAAGAAAAUUUUUAAAUGACCCCACCCUAUUUUUGCAUUUUUGUGAUUAUCUCCCCUUUGAAAGGGACAUGGCCCUUCAUUUGAACAAACUUGAAAGCCCUUCACCCAAGGAUGCUUUUGGCCAAGUUAGGUUGAAAUUGGCCCAGUGGUUCUGGAGAAGAAGUCGAAAAUGUGAAAAGUUUACAGACAGAUGGACAGACGGACAGACAGACGGACGCCGGACAAAAUGUAAUCAGAAUAGCUCACUUGAACCUUCGGUUCAGGUGAGCUAAAAAUUGAAUCAAAUCUGUACAUUGAUUUUUAAAAUACAUCUAUACUCAGGAAACUAACAAUACCCACUCAAAAUGGUAGAAAAAUAUCUAUAACUUCCUUGAAUAUGAAUUAAAAGGACUGGUUCAAGCUAAGAUACACAGUCUUUAGUUUUCACAGUUUUUCACAGAAUCUAACCUACACGAAUGACUGAAAGGAUAGAAACUAGUCCUGUAUUUUUUUUAUGUAUACAAACAAACCAGUGAAAUGUUAAUUUUGUAAUUUAAAGCAUCUUAAUUUUGCAUAGUCCCAGAUUUUAACUUUUAGAUGACACAUUUUACCCAAAGAAUGCUUGAGAUGUGAUAGAUAUACUAAACUUAUCCAUUUCUUUUGAAAUUUCAUAAACAAUAACAUGCUGCAAUCUUUGUUUACAAAAAAAGAAGAAAAAAACAAACAAAAAACAAGAGAUGCAGUAUCAUCAAUUCAAAAUAUUGAGCAGACAAUAUCGUCCUAUGUCAAGAGUGAAUUGACCAUGUGACCUAAAAAUCAUUAGGGGUCAUCUACUCCUUAGACUGUACCAGUGUACCAAGAUUGGUCUCAAUCAAGCAAAUAAUUCUUAAAAUAUAGGAUACAAUAUAUUACUAUGUCCAGUUCAACUAUUGACUUUUGACCUCAAAAUCAAUAUGAGUUAUCUUCUCCUGAAGAUGUACCAGCGUACUAAGUUUGAUGUCUGUCAAGCAAAAGGGUUAUCAAGAUAUUGAGUGGAUAGUGUAUUAUAUGUCCAGUUUGACCCUUGACCUUUGACCAUGUGACCUCAAAAUCAAUAGGAGUCAUCUUCUCCUGAAUAUACACCAGUGUACUAAGUUUGAUGUCUGUCAAGCAAAGGGUUCUCAAGAUAUUGAGUGGACAGUAUAUUCCAAUGUCCAGUAUGUGACCUCAAAAUCAAUAGGGUUCAUCUUCUCCUGAGGAUGUACCAGUGUACCAAGUUUCAUGUCUGUCAAGCAAAGGGUUCUCAAGAUAUUGAACAGACAGUAUAUUCCUAUGUCUAGUUUGACCCUUGAUCUUUGAUCAUGUGACAUCAAAAUCAAUAGGGGUCAUCUUCUCCUGAAGAAGUACCAGUGUACCAAGUUUGAUGUCUGUCAAGCAAAAGGUUUUCAAGAUACUGAGCGACAGUAUAUUCAAAUGUCCAGUUUGACCCUUGACCUUUAAACAUGUGACCUCAAAAUCAUAAGAGGUCAUUUUCUCCUGAAGAUGUACCAGUGUACCAAGUUUGAAGUAUGUCAAGCAAAGGGUUCUCAAGAUAUUGAAUGGACAGUAUAUUCCUAUGUCCAGUGCGACCCUUGACCUUUGACCAUGUGACCUCAAAAUCAAUAGGGGUCAUCUUCUCCUGAAGAUAUACCAGUGUACUACGUUUGAUGUCUGUCAAGCAAAGGGUUCUCAAGAUAUUGAACGGACAGUAUAUUACUAUGACCAUUUUGACCCUUGACCUUUGACCAUGACCUCAAAAUCAAUAGGGGUUAUCUUCUCCUGAAGACGUACCAGUGUACCAAGUUUGAUGUUUGUCAAUCAAAGGGUUCUCUAGACAUUGAAUAGUCAGUAUAUUCCUAUGCCCAGUUUGACCCGUGACCAUAUGACCUCAAAAUCAAUAGGGGUCAUCUACUCCUUAGGAUGUACCAGUGUGCCAAGUUUGAUGUCUUUCAAGCAAAGGGUUCUUAAGAUAUUGAGCGGACAUUAUAUUCCUAUGUCAAGAGUAGAUUGACCCUUGACCUUUAGACCUGAAAAACAAUACGGGUUCUCUUUUCCUCAUAACCAACCCACAUAUGAAAUAUCAUUAUCAUGAAGUGAAUGGUUCUCAAGAUAUUGAGUGGACAAAAUGUGGUCUACUGACCAACCGACCCAGGUGCAAACCAAUAUGCCCCGUUUCUUUGAAGGGGGGCAUAAUAAGAUACUCUUUAAAAUGAGCUUCUGUGAUAAUGUAUAAUCUUAAUUUUUUGGUGAAAUCUUUUAAACAUAUUUGACUGUAUAGUUUGAUCAUUAGAAGUGAAAAACAAAAUUUUGGGGAAAAGCAUGGAUCAGUCCCUUUUAAAUUACUCAAUCAAACUAGCAGUGCAGAACUUCAUACAUUAUUCAUUUAAGAGAUAAACAUUAAGUUUUAAUGAAAUCUGUUCCCUGGCAUUAAAGAUAUCCUCUGGAAAAAUUAUAUUUAUGGAGAAAUGGACAGACGGAUGGACAAGGUGAUUCCAGUAUACCCCCCUCCCAAACUUCAUUUGGGCUGGGGAGGGGGUUAGGGGGUUAAAAAAAUCGUCAUUAUAUGAGAAGGCUUUCAUCCAAGUUGAGAAGACUUUAUAAAGACCCCUUCCUAUACAUGUGUAUAUCCAGGGUACUACGGGGGCCAGUUCAGUCGCAGAUCUAAUGCUUCAGUGCCUCUUGAGAAAAGAAGAAAACACUUCAAUUCACUGACAUAAAAA
Ostrea edulis (European flat oyster) is the source of this 11421-nucleotide messenger RNA. RefSeq lists its product as uncharacterized. The record is from RefSeq and is a predicted model, not a curated record. The coding region runs from base 16 to 900 and encodes 294 amino acids. NCBI's taxonomy places the organism in Eukaryota, Metazoa, Mollusca, Bivalvia, Ostreida, Ostreidae. The transcript is spliced from 7 exons.